This is a messenger RNA of Helobdella robusta, 351 nucleotides long. RefSeq lists its product as hypothetical. The coding region runs from base 1 to 351 and encodes 116 amino acids. NCBI's taxonomy places the organism in Eukaryota, Metazoa, Annelida, Clitellata, Rhynchobdellida, Glossiphoniidae. The transcript has 4 exons. The record is from RefSeq and is a predicted model, not a curated record.
AUGCUCUUCACUGCAAGCACAGCGCUAACUUGGAGUACAUUUACUGGCUACACUGAAUUCACGAACAACAGGAACUUUGUGUUUCUUCAAGUGGGGGCCAAAACUUACAGCUGGUACGUCUCUGCCAAUUGGGACCCUGAAGCCACUAAUGGGAAGAUCAUUUGCAUGAUAGUAAUUUUAUACUGGUGCUUCCUAACGUUUGGUUUAUUUGCCGCCAUUUGUAUAGCCCUAAUAUUCACUUUCUACGCCAUGAGAAAAAGCCACUUGCGGAUAAAGAAUAAAAAAGCUGGAGACUCACUUUCGCUGGAAACGAGUAACGCCGGCAGCGGUGGGAAUAGAGUGGCCAUAUAA